Molecule: messenger RNA, 645 nt
Organism: Asterias rubens (European starfish)
Lineage: Eukaryota; Metazoa; Echinodermata; Asteroidea; Forcipulatida; Asteriidae
Product: adipocyte enhancer-binding protein 1-like
Exons: 4
Coding region: 1-645 (214 amino acids)
Source: RefSeq, a predicted model, not a curated record
AUGCAGAGGUAUUUACGUUGGGUAUGUGGACAACGCCUUCUUAAUGAAGCCCAUAUCAUUCCAGACGAAUCACCACGGCUUCAGAUUGACCUAGUGUUGGUAACUCUAGUUGAGGGAGUCAUAGCUCAAGGGAAAAAUGAACCGUCAUUUCAAGUAGAAUACAGCCUCGACAACGUUACCUGGGUCUAUGUUAGCCACAAGGGAGCACCUGCAGGAGAACCUCAGACAUUCCAUGGUUACACGAAUCCAACCGCACCGGUAAAGAACCCUUUUGAAGAGCCGAUCCGAGCACGCUUCAUCCGUGUGACUCAAACAGACGUCGGAUAUCCAGCUGUGAGCAUUGAACUCAUUGGAUGCAGAAAUGAUAUUCUUGAGACUGCCAACAGUCAAGCCUUCAUCAUUCACCAUCACACAGAUAAUAACCAAGACGAAACAAACUGCCCAAGUCUGAACAGUGAAGGAGGAUGGUGGUUUAAUAGAUGCUCUGGUAUACCUGGUGUAGAUAAUAACCUUAAUGCUGAAUAUAUCCAACCUGAAGAUACUAUGGGUCCAUACAAACGAGUCAUUAGAGCUACUGAAUGGAAUGGGUCUCGUAUUGCAAAGACUGAAAUCAAAAUACGCCGCAAAUCUCCUCCUCGUGGCUAA